AUGGGCAAACCAAUAUCGGUACUGCAAACGAUUCAGACAACCUGCAAGUGUACUACAGUGAAUUUAAGGUUAUUCCUAAACACACAACACCAGUCUGAUCCACUUAGAAUUUCAUUUAAAAAGCAAGAACAGAUUGAGUUUCCGAUGAGACCCUCUCAGUUCUUCCUUCCCGAUGAUGAAGAUGGCGUGACUCUAGACGACAUACUGAUUUUCCUGGGCGAGUUCGGGACCUAUCAGAGGUACCUUUUCGGAUCGCUGACGAUAUUCUGCAUGUUUCUCUCGUUCGUCUACUUCACGCAAGCGUUCCUCACCGUUCUGCCGAAAGAAUACUGGUGUCGGUUGCCGUUGGUGGACGGUGUAUCGGAGGAACGGCUGCGGGACAUCAUGAUACCAAGCUCGAAAUUGGUACCGAACGAGGGCCACCAUCUGCCCUACUCGAGGUGCUGGAUCUACGAUCUGCCCGUCGAGGAGGUGCUCGCCGUGGACGAACCGAACGAGAGUUGGCCGUUGAAGAGAUGCACCGAGUGGAAUUUCAAAAUCAGCCGUGACGACGUGCCUUACAUGUCCGUUGCCGCGGAACAAAAUUGGGUCUGCGACGAAGCGUACAAGACGCACCUCGCCCAGAGCAUCUUCUUCGUCGGCUCAAUCGUCGGCGGUUUCCUGUUCGGCUGGGUGGCCGACAAAUACGGCCGUAUACCGGUUCUCGUCGCGACGAACAUGAUCGGUUUCGUCGGCGGUCUGAGCACCGUCUACAUCAAUUAUUUCUGGCAGUUCUGCGCCUGCCGAUUCGUCGUCGGUCUCGCCUACGAUAACACAUUCGUGAUGGCUUACAUACUCGUGCUGGAGUACGUGGGACCAAAAUGGCGUACGUUCACCGCAAACAUAUCCUACGGGAUAUUCUUCACCCUCGGCACGAUGUCACUGCCGUGGCUGUCGUAUAAUAUCGCCAACUGGAGGACGUUCGCCGUGGUCACCUGUCUGCCGUUGGUCAUUGCACUUGCGGCGCCACAUUUUAUCCCGGAAAGUGUCAGGUGGUUGAUCAGCCAGGGACAGGUCGAGAAGGGGAUCCGUAUCAUCGCGAAGAUCGAAAAGGUGAAUCGAAUGACGAUACCAAGUGACAUCUAUCAGAUGUUCGUCGACGACUGCGCGAGAACAGCCGACAUACUCGCAGCGGAGGACCAUUCGAUUCUGGAUCUUCUUCGAACAAAACGUCUCAGAAGAAUAACAAUAUUGCUGACGCUAUCCUGGGGUAUCAUCCAGAUGUCCUACGACGGUCAUAUCAGGUGUCUCGACGAUCUCGGCAUGAAUAUCUUCACCACGUUCACGAUCGCCUCAGCCACCGAGUUCCCGGCUGUUCUGUUGGUCACCUAUAUAUUGGACGUACUAGGACGUAGAUGGACGUUGUUCAGCGCGGUGAUCCUCUCCGGACUUACGACGUUCGUGAUCUGCGGACGAUUCUUCAUCAACAUCGCCUCAAACAUUGCGAUGCAGUACGCAGCGGAAUUGUUGCCGACGGUGGUCCGAGGGAAGGGUGUGGCGGUGAUACACGUGAUGGGAUACGUCACGUCCAUAAUCAGCCCGUUCAUCGCGUUCUCCAACAGGAUCCUGCACAAUCUGCCUAUGAUCAUACUCGGGAUCUCGUGCAUAUGCGCCGGGAUACUCUGUCUGUUCUUGCCGGAGACGCUGAUGGAACAAUUGCCGCAGAAUUUGACGGACGGCGAAUUGUUCGGGAUCAACCAAUCGUUCUGGGACACUCCGUUCACACGAAAGAAACCGCCAGAACCGAGAGGCCACCAUAUGCACGCAAGACGUCCAGCUUCCAGGCCGGCGUUGUUGCGUAGCAGCAUGAUUUCCGGUUCGUUGGGCGACAGCAGGAGAAUCUCCGUUAUCCAGAGUAAAAUGAGCCUCGCCAGGAUCGGGCAGUCGUGGAGCCAACCCGCGGAAUCGGCCAAAACCAGUCAGGGAACAUCUCAAGCGAGCGGAACAAGUCUCGUAACAGAGUGA
Messenger RNA from Dufourea novaeangliae, 2004 nucleotides. Its product is annotated as organic cation transporter protein-like. Gene Ontology annotation, biological process: transmembrane transport. The transcript is spliced from 7 exons. Gene Ontology annotation, cellular component: membrane. The record is from RefSeq and is a predicted model, not a curated record. The coding region runs from base 1 to 2004 and encodes 667 amino acids. Gene Ontology annotation, molecular function: transmembrane transporter activity. NCBI's taxonomy places the organism in Eukaryota, Metazoa, Arthropoda, Insecta, Hymenoptera, Halictidae.